Molecule: messenger RNA, 789 nt
Organism: Camellia sinensis
Lineage: Eukaryota; Viridiplantae; Streptophyta; Magnoliopsida; Ericales; Theaceae
Source: RefSeq, a predicted model, not a curated record
AUGGCUACCUUACUAAUUCUGCUCUUGUUUCUCGACCUCUCGGCAGGACUCAGAGCAGGAGCAGCAGCAACAGGACGUGAGGAUUGCAAGCCAACAACACGAUGCAAUAGUAACGACCCAGAGAUACGGUACCCAUUCCGGCUAAAGGACAAUGAGCAGCAGCAGCAGCCAGAACACUGUGGUUAUCCUGGCUUCGAUUUUUCUUGUGAUCAUGAAAACCACACCAUGCUUGAGCUUCCAUUCUCUGUUAAAGUAGCAGUCAAAGAUAUCGACUACAUAUCUCAGUUGAUACACACGUAUGACCCUCCUCAUGACUGCUUUCCUCACCUGCUUCAAAACCUCAACUUAUCUACUACUACCUCUCCCUUCCAACUGGCAUCGAAUAAAAACUAUAAUUAUAGCUUUUUCAGUUGCUCCUCAACUGAGCCAAUCUCAGACAAACCGAUGACUUGUCGUAGUAGUGACCCCAAUCACAAAGUUUAUGCCUUUCCGUCGGACUAUUUUAUGUCCUAUUUUCCCUUAUUGUCUUGCAAAAAGAUGUCCUUUAAGAUUUCAUCGCCAAUUCCAUAUCGCAUAUUUGACCAACAGCCAGAUGAACUUACAUUGAAAUGGUCCAAACCGACAUGUGGGAUCUGUGAAAAGCAAAGCAAGUAUUGUAGAUUGAAGGAUAACAGCAGGGACAAUGAAACUGAAUGCGUUGACGACACAACAAAGUCACCAACUACAGGUACUUCUCUACUUUCUCAUAUCUUACUGGCUUUUAGAUCAUCUCUCCCAUUACAUGCUUAG